Messenger RNA from Gigantopelta aegis, 5058 nucleotides. RefSeq names its product unconventional myosin-XIX-like. The record is from RefSeq and is a predicted model, not a curated record. Gene Ontology annotation, cellular component: actin cytoskeleton; myosin complex; vesicle. Lineage: Eukaryota; Metazoa; Mollusca; Gastropoda; Neomphalida; Peltospiridae. The transcript has 27 exons. Gene Ontology annotation, molecular function: microfilament motor activity; ATP binding; actin filament binding. Gene Ontology annotation, biological process: actin filament organization; vesicle transport along actin filament. Bases 109 to 3591 code for a protein of 1160 amino acids.
AAAUAACUUAUGAUUUUUAAAAUGGCGGGGAUCUUGAAACGAAUGUCGACGAAGUGAGAUGACAAACGCGUGGUUUAGUCCACGAUAUGGCAAUUCAAUGAUUCUGUGAUGUCUUGUGAAAAUGGUGUCAGAGGCUGGAGACAACUGAACUAUCUCAAGAAAUCAAAACUAGUGAUGGUGUCAAAAGAAACUACAUGUACUAAGAGAAAACUUGUGGAUGGAGACGGUGCUGAGCCUUCGAAAUCUUCCAACGACUUUUUACAGCAGCAGGUUAGCAGCACAUCUCAGAAAAGAUUGGAAAACAAUGGGAGGUUACUACUCAAGAAAGGCCAGACUGUCUACAUCCGAGAUAAGACUGACGCUUGGAAGGUUGGCAUCAUCCAUCGUGUUGAGGGAGAGGAGAUCCAUGUUAAAUGUGGAGCUAAUGAGAAAAUAAAGUGCUCACCAGACCAUGUUCGACUGUACUGCGGUGCUCGUCUUCUCGAUGUGUCAAACCUAACUCAGCUUUCUUUUAUGAAUGAAGCCACAGUGUUGUCUUGUUUACAUGAGAGGUAUGACCAGGAUGUCUUCUACACUAAUGCCGGAUCAACGAUCAUUGCCGCAAAUCCUUUCAGGGAGGUUGAAGAUUUGUACAGUUUGGAGAAAAUCGAAGAAUAUUACCUUGCAAACAAGACUUUAUCCCCCCAUAUCUACAAGAUUUCCAGUGAAGCAUACAAUCUGGUGGUUUCCAAGCAGGGUAGCAAAGUCAACCAGUGUAUUGUGGUUAGCGGGGAAAGCGGAGCUGGAAAGACAGUAUCAGCAAAACAUCUUCUGAAAUUUAUUACAGCUGUUGCCAACCCAGGAUCUACAAAUAGGAAACUAUCUGAAUGCAGCAGCAGUCAUGGUCGACAUAUUCAUGAGAAGAUUCUGCAGUCCAGUCCAAUCCUGGAGGCAUUUGGAAAUGCAGCCACGUCAAGAAAUGACAAUAGUUCACGCUUUGGCAAGUUUAUCGAGUUACAGUUUCACAGAAAUGGUGUGGUCAAAGGGGCAGCAAUUCAGACCUAUCUCCUGGAGAAGACAAGAGUUGUCCAUCCUUGUCAGACUGAAUGCAACUUUCAUAUUUUCUAUCAGCUGACUGAAAGAUUAUCACAAUCUGAUGGUACCACAGAGCCAGACUGGCUGGUUGAAAUGAGAAAACAACUUGAAGGUCACACAUUCAGUAUUUUACCUCAUGGACAAGAGGCCAAGCUGAACCGAAAUAUCUCCGAUACCCUGACAGCCAUGACUGACAUUGGACUGACAGCUGAACAUCAAGUCUGUGUGUUUGAGGUCUUGUGUGCUAUUAUCUUUCUGGGAAACAUCGACUUUCGGCCAUUUGAAGAAGAUACCAGCUCACUGAAAGAUGAUACAGGAGAGAAAUCCAAUCCAUCUACUUGCCAGGUUUCAGUACGACCAUCUGUAUCAGAAAAUUCAUGUUUACAAUUUUCAGUUACUUCGUACGCCAUCGAGGAAUCUUGUCGGUUGUUGGGGAUCUCCUCCGAUCAGCUGGAGCAAGCCCUGCUCAACCGCAGCAUCACGUCGGGCAGCAGGAAGGAGAGCAUCUUCGUGAAACCAGUGUCCAUAGUGGAGGCGAAGAGUCGCAGAGACUGUCUGGCUAUGCUGCUGUAUUCAAGUUUGUUUGAUUGGCUGCUGAAGUUUAUCAACCUGCAGAUCCAAGCUGAUAAGUUUGAGAAUGUUAUAGGCUUGUUGGACAUAUAUGGUUUUGAAACAUUUGAGACCAACAGCUUAGAACAGUUGUGCAUAAAUUAUGCUAAUGAGAAACUUCAACAGCAUUAUAUUGGCCAUUUUCUAAGAGAUUUACAGAAAGAAUAUGAAGAAGAAUGUAUUCCCUGGUUACACAUUGCGUACCGUGACAACCAGCCGUGUCUGAACAUCUUGGAGGGAGGAGGCAGUGUAUUUGGAAUACUCAAUGAGGAGGUGUACCUGAGCAGGAAGUCUAAUCCUAGAGCUCUUGCCGACCGCCUGCUGAAACUCAGUCAGGGUGAACAAUGUGCUCUGAAGCGACCGAAGACGUCCAUCAAGAAACCUGGCUUCAUCAUCCAGCACUAUGCCGGGGAGGUCCGCUACUGCCUCGAAUGCAUGGUCACCAAGAACAAGGACAACAUUCCUGUUGAACUGGUCAGCUUGCUUCAUCUAAGUGAGAGGCCAUUUGUUCAAAAUCUUCUGCAGAAGAAAUCGGAUACACACUCUCCGGGAAAGAAGAAGAAAGCUGUAUUGGAAAAGUUCAUGAGUUCUUUGGAUAGUUUAAUGACGUCACUCAAUUCGUCCAAUGUUCACUACAUCCGGUGCAUCAAGCCGAACCGGAUGAGCCAGGCGAGUCACUUUGACAGGGCGUAUGUGAUGAAACAGUUGGAGGCUGGCGGGAUCGUGGAGACUGUUAAAAUUUGUCAGCAAGGAUAUGCUGCACGAAUAUCCUACGAGGAAUUUCACCAGCGGUAUGGCUUUCUCAUUUCGUUUACUGGUGCUCAUCAGACCGGAGACGAUCGGGUGUUCGAAUUCCUAGAGCAGCAGCACUGCCGACAGCUAAACAUGCCGGUGUCGCCACGACAGUCGAACACUCCCAAGAGAAAACUGCGGAGGAGGACAGGUAUUACGGAGUGCGACCACCUUCGUAAAUACAGUGCUGCCAUUCUUCAAGCCAUGUUCAAGUCGGACAGUCCGGACAAUGAUCACUUGGUGAACCAGUUUGGGAGGACGAAAGUCUUCUUACGUCGGGAACAGUUGGAAAAGCUGGAAUCGAAAAGGACAGCAAUUCUUUCACAGCAAGUUACGUUGAUUCAGAGAUGUUGGAGAAAGUAUGUUUCACGGAAGAGGAGACGCAAUUGGGCUGCUCGGGUUAUUCAGAAACGUUGGAGAAGAUUUGUUCUACUGAAGAAAAAACGUGAUUGGGCUGCGCACAUUAUUCAGAGAAGUUGGAAAAGAUACGUUCUUCGAAAGAGAAAACUCGACUGGGCUGCAUGCGUCAUUCAGAGAAGUUGGAGACGAUUUACUUUACGGAAGAGAAGACAAGAGUGGGCUGCGUUUGUGAUUCAUCAGUACUGGAGAAGAUUCGUCUUGUCGAUGAAGAGAAGGAAGGAUCGGGCCGCAUGUGUUAUUCAAAGAGCUUUCCGCAAGCAUCGACUGAGACAGCAGCUGAAUAUCAAGUUAAAACAAUUACUGGAUGACAGUCAGAGACAACAGAUGAAGGAAAACUUGGCACCAACACCUACAACAUCUGUAGCAGCAUCCAGUUCAUUGUCAUUGCCAACGUCAAAGAUAUCGGACACUUCGAUAUCAAAGGCGUCUAGUAGUCACAUUAUUUUGAAGCCAGUAUCUGCCCGUGAUGGUUAUAGAGACACAGAACCCACCUUGAAAAGACUAAAACUGGCUUGUGGAGCCUACUCUCGUCUCGAACAUGUUUACGUUGGGGAUGGAAUUGUCACCAGAAGGAAAAUUCCAAAGUACCAGCUGAAAUUCCACACUCGGCCCAGUGUAUUGGAGAACGCUCACCUCGUGCCAUACAAAUUUAUGCAAAGAAGUCUCACCGACUGUCUACCAGACAAAAGAAAAUGAUUGAGACAGACAAAAGAAAAUGAUUGAGACAGAUGCUCCAAUGUGUUUAUUACAGAAGACAAGAAACCAACUUGAAAUUCCUGUCUUGAAGGACCUGUCUGAGAUAUGGCAAAGAAAGAAGCCCAUUCCACCAACAGUAAUCGUUUCUUUUGAUAUUGAAGUGAAGGCUGUGAAGUGGUUGAUUUGAAAUAAAUGUAAACAGAAUUGUGAAGAGAGAGAGAGAGAGACCAGUGUGUCCACGUCUCCUUUAUUUCAAAGAAUGUCCUUUAUUUCAUGAUUCUGCUAGAUCUCCUUUAUUUCCUUCUUUAUUUUUGACAAAUCUCCAUUUUUGGAAAAAAGCAGAUUGCAUGUCUGCAUUUUUAUUGGCUUAUUUCCUCACAAUUAAGAGUGUAAUUGUAAUUGUAAUUGGACAGAUUUCUUCAGGGCAAACCUUGAAAUGUUGACUCUAGAUGCUAUCAGAAUGCAUCUCAGGUCACAUGUUUUUUUUGGGGGGUUUUCAAAAAUUUUGACAUGAUAUGCCCCCGCUCUUGAACUCAUAUCCCCCCCCCCCCCCCCCCCCCCCCCCCCCAUGGCCACGUUGCGCCCGCAAAUAAACCCAAAUGCUUUAUCUCAUUUAUUUUCAAUUUAAGUCUGUGGACACACUGAAGAGAGAAGAAUCGAGCUUGUGACUUGGUUAUUGUAUGACUUGCUUCAGUAUCGCAUCUUCGGGGUUGUGAAGGCAAGCUGGUAAAUGGUUCAAGCCAUGAGCUGUUGUAACAUUUGACUAGCAACAUGUUAAGUACCUUACCGGUCUAACUGGAGGGGACUAUAUGUUUUAUCUCUGUCUGUCUGUCCAUCUGUCCCACAUAAAGUUUUCCAGAUAGUUUUUUUUUCCUCUUGCCAUUACAAAAUAAAAAGGCGAGAUUUAGAUAUUAUUUUUCUGAUGAUGACACUUGUUUUGUUAAACUCUCACAUUUCGAUUACUUGCUCAUAAACAGUAAGUCCUAGGUCAAUGAAACUUGGUUUAUAGUUGCAUCUGAGUGAUUAUCUCAGUGCACCGACAAGUUUAUAGUAGGUGAGACAUUUAAUUGUGCAGAAUUCUUGUUGCAGUAAAAUAUUAGAGUAAAAUAACAUUGUUGUGAGAAGUUUGUUAGUUUUGUUUAACGACACCACUAGAGCACAUUGAUUAAUUAAUCAUCGGCUGUUGGAUGUCAAACAUUUGGCAAUUAUGACAGGAAAGCACAUACUACGACCUUUGACCAGUUGUGGUGCACUGGUUGGAAUGGGGGUGGGACGUAGCCCAGUGUUAAAGCGUUCACUUAAUGCACGGUCGGUCGAGGAUCGGUCCCCGUUGGUGUACCUAUUGGGGCUAUUUCUCGUUCCCGCCAGUACUCCACAACUGGUGUAACAAAGGCUGUGGUAUGUACUAUCCUGUCUGUGGGAUGGUGCAUAUAAAAGAUCCCUUGCUGCUAAUUGAAAAGAGUAGCC